Molecule: messenger RNA, 7032 nt
Organism: Otolemur garnettii (small-eared galago)
Lineage: Eukaryota; Metazoa; Chordata; Mammalia; Primates; Galagidae
Product: collagen alpha-4(VI) chain-like
Exons: 37
Coding region: 4-7032 (2342 amino acids)
Biological process (GO): extracellular matrix organization
Molecular function (GO): serine-type endopeptidase inhibitor activity; extracellular matrix structural constituent conferring tensile strength
Source: RefSeq, a predicted model, not a curated record
AGGAUGGAGACUUGGAAGACAUUUUGGGGGAUCAUCUUCUUUGCAACUAGUUUUGGCCUCAUCAAAUCACAGAGGACUGUCUGCAGAGAGGCCUCUGUGGGAGAUGUCGUGUUUCUGGUGGACACCAGCACCAACCCCCAACAUGCCCGCAGUGUGAAGACCUUCUUAAACAUCCUGAUAAACAGCUUCAAUAUCAGCAGAGACACCAUCCGUGUGGGUCUGGCCCAGUACAGUGAUGUGCCCCGUUCGGAGUUCCUGCUUUCCACCUACCACCGCAAAGGCGACAUGUUGAGACACAUUCAGGGGUUUCGGUUUAAGCCUGGGGGCAAGAAGAUGGGCCUGGCCCUGCAGUUCAUUCUAGAUCACCACUUCCAGGAAGCAGCAGGGAGCCGGGCAAGCCAAAGGGUGCCUCAGAUCGCAGUGGUGAUCAGCAGUGGCCCAGCCGAGGACUAUGUCCGAGGACCCGCUGAGGCAUUUAAGAGGGCAGGCAUUCUGCUGUAUGCUGUUGGUGUCAGAGAUGCCGUGAGGGCGGAGCUCAGGGAGAUUGCCAGUGGUCCUCAGAAGAAUUUCACCUUCUUUGUUCCCAACUUCCCUGGUCUGAGCAGUCUUGCCCAUAAGCUACAGCAGGAGCUCUGUGAUACUUUGGCAAAGGCAGCUCAACUUGUUGACCACGUGUCUCCAGCUUGCAGAGAAGCAGAUCUGGCAGAUAUUGUAUUCCUGGUGGACAGCUCAACCAGCAUUGGGCCCCAGAACUUCCAGAAAGUUAAGAACUUCCUUUACUCUGCUAUCUUGGGGCUUGACAUCAGCAGUGACCAAGUCCAAGUGGGACUCAUCCAGUACAGUGAUAACAUCUAUCCAGCCUUUCAGCUGAACCAGUACCCUCUGAAGAGCAUGGUUUUGGAGCAUAUACAGAAUCUGCCCUACCACACAGGAGGCACCAACACAGGGAGUGCCCUGGAAUUUAUCAGGACUAACUAUUUGACUGAGGCAACUGGCAGUCGGGCCAAGGACAGAGUUCCUCAAAUAGUUAUCCUGGUGACAGAUGGGGAGUCAAAUGAUGAGGUCCAGGAGGCAGCUGAUCAUUUGAAAGAAGAUGGAGUUGUUGUGUAUGUGGUAGGAGUCAAUGUCCAGGAUGUCCAGGAGCUGCAAAAAAUAGCCAGUGAGCCAUUUGAGAAGUUUCUCUUCAACAUUGAAAACUUCAACAUCCUGCAGCAUUUUUCAGGAAGUAUUCUUCAGACUUUGUGCCCAGCAGUAGAGGGCAAAAUAAAAGAACUCAGUAAGGCCUAUGCAGAUGUGGUUUUUCUUGCUGACACUUCUCAGAACACAUCAUGGGACAGCUUCCAGGUGAUGCGGAAUUUCAUCACCAGAGUGGUUGGCAUGCUGGACGUUGGCAGGGACAAGUACCAGAUUGGGCUGGCUCAGUAUGGUGAUCAAGGUCACACUGAGUUUUUGCUCAAUACCUACAAGGCCCAGGAUGAGAUGAUACUUCACAUCCAUGAGAACUUUGUGCCUCGGGGUGGUUCCAGACGGACAGGCAAAGCUCUGCAAUACCUUUAUCGAACCUUCUUCCAGGAGAAAGCAGAAAGCCGGUUUCUCCAAGGCAUCCCUCAGUAUGUGGUGGUCAUUACCUCAGGCAAAUCUGAGGAUGAGGUCCGGGAUGCUGCACAGACACUGAAGGAGAAAGGUGUGAAAGUCAUAUUUGUGGGUGUCCAAGACAUUGGCAGGAGAGAACUGGAAGGGCUGGAGUCCCCACAACUCGUAUUUGAGAUAAAGAGAAGUGAUGGAGUUGAAUGGAUAACACAGGAUGUCAACAUGGUGAUCCAAGGGACUGGACAGCCAGGGAUCAGGAUUGAAGCCCAGGAGAGGCCAGCAGAAGCAUGUCCAACUGCUAUCCCGGCUGACCUAGUGUUCCUCAUUGAGGAAUUUAGCAGAGUUAGGCAAGCCAAUUUCCAACACGUCAUCAAUUUCCUAAAGACCACUGUCAGCUCCCUAAACACUCAUUCCAAUGCUGUGAGAAUUGGCCUGGUCUUUUACAAUGAGGAACCAUGUCUUGAAUUUUCUCUGGAUAUGUUUCAGAAUCCAGCAGCAAUCUUGAAGCAUUUGGACAAAUUAACCUACCGGGGAAAAAAACGGGGGGCAAACACUGGUGCUGCUUUGGAUUUCCUAAGAAAAGAGGUUUUCAUUCAGGAGAAGGGCAGCCGGUCUGACCAAGGUGUACAGCAGAUAGCUGUGGUCAUCACGGAAGGCUUCUCCCAAGACAACGUGUCCAGACCCGCAUCUCGCCUUCGGAAGGCAGGGGUCACCAUCUACGCAGUGGGCCCCCAGCAUGCCUCAGGCAGUAAGGACCUGGAGAAGAUAGCAUCAUAUCCUCCUCGGAAGCAUGCCAUCCUUCUGGAAUCCUUUCUGCAACUCUCCGUAGUGGAAAGAAAGCUUACACACCAUCUUUGCCCUGAGAUUGUAGUCAGCACAGUUUCUGUUUCUGGGAUGGACCAUGAAGAAGAUUGUGUACAUAUUGAAAAGGCAGAUAUUUACUUCCUUAUUGAUGGAUCUGGAAGUAUCUACCCGGAAGAUUUUCUUGAAAUGAAGGUAUUCAUGAAUGAAGUGAUAAAGAUGUUCCAGAUCGGGCCUGACAGAGUACAGUUUGGAGUUGUUCAAUACUCAGAUGAAAUUAAAAGUAAAUUUAUCCUCAGCCAGUAUUCUAGUGCGGCAGGGCUGAAGGCAGCCAUUGAUGCCAUCCAGCAGGGGGGAGGUGGCACCACAACAGGUGAGGCCCUGGGUAACAUGAUUCAGAUCUUUGUAGACACUGCCCGGAUCAAUGUUACUCAAUAUCUCAUAGUCAUCACUGAUGGUCAAUCUUCAGACUCUGUGGCUGAGGCUGCAGAAAGAUUGAGGAACCGUGGAGUCAUCAUUUAUGCUAUUGGAGUAAGAGGAGCUAACAUUGAGGAGCUUAAGGAAAUAGCUGAAGAUAGGAAUUUUUUCGUGAAUGAGUUUGAUUUAUUGAAGAACAUCCAAAAAGAAGUGAUACGGGACAUCUGCUUCUCAGACACCUGUAAGAAUACAAAAGCUGACAUUAUCUUCCUGAUAGAUGGCUCAGAAUCCAUCUCCCCCGAAGAAUUUGAAAAGAUGAAAGGAUUCAUGGAGAGAAUGGUGAACCAAUAUAAUAUUGGUGCUGAUGAAAUUCAGAUUGGUCUUUUGCAGUUCAGCUCAACUCCUCAGGAAGAAUUCAGACUCAACCAGUACUUUUCAAGGGAGGACAUUUGCAAAGCCAUCUCUAAGGUUCAGCAGAUGAAUGAUGGCACCCGCACUGGGAAAGCCCUGAAUUUCACUCUACCUUUUUUUGACAGUUCAAGAGGAGGGAGACCCAGUGUUCACCAAUAUUUGAUUGUGAUCACUGAUGGGCUUGCCCAGGAUAAUGUAGCCAUCCCAGCCAAGGCCCUCAGGGACAGAAACAUAAUUAUUUUUGCCAUUGGGGUGGGAGAAGCCAAAAUAUCUCAGCUUUUGGAGAUCACUAAUGAUAAGGACAGAGUGUACCAUGACAUAAAUUUUGAGUACCUACAGGACCUGGAAAAGGAAAUGCUUCAGAAGAUCUGCAGUCCGCAAGGAUGCAACAUGGAUUUAUUUGUUGGAAUUGAUAUCUCUACUCCUUCAAAGCAAGUUCAGCAGAACAAGCUUCUCAGGUUACUGCCAGAGCUGAUGCAACAGCUGGCCUUGCUUUCUAACAUCAGUUGUGGCAUUCCUGGUCACAUCAACCCGAGGUUCCGCUACAUGGUUCCUGGCUCAAAUGGACAGCUUAUCUAUGACUCAGGCUUUGAGCAAUACAGUGAUGAGAUCUUCCAGAAGCUCUUGGCCAAUAAUAACUAUCUGGAUGUGAAUUUUUUGCAAUCCCUGGGAGAUAAUGCUAUCAAUCUCUCUUCUGCUAAAGUAAAGGUCCUUUUAGUAUUUACAGAUGGACUGGAUGAUAAUUUAGAGAGACUGAGGAGGACAUCAGAGCUUCUGCACAGCAGAGGAUUGUCUGGACUUGUAGUCGUUGGCCUGGAAGGUGUGCCUAAAUUAGAAGAGCUCCAGGAGCUGGAGUUUGGCAGAGGGUUUGCCUAUAGGCAGCCUUUGAGCAUCACACUGCAAUCCCUCCCAACUGUCUUACUGAAGCAACUUGACACAAUUGUAGAAAGAACAUGCUGCAAUAUGUAUGCAAAGUGUUUUGGAGAAGAUGGGCACAGAGGUGAUGUUGGGAGUCCUGGGAGGAAGGGAGAGCUGGGUUUUGAUGGAUUACCUGGUCACCCUGGUGAAGAAGGUGGACAUGGAGAAAGAGGCCCCCGGGGUCUUCCUGGACUCCCAGGUGAGGAUGGAUGCCCGGGAACGAGGGGACCUAAGGGAAUAAGAGGAUUUUCAGGAGAGAAGGGAAACCCUGGUGAGGAAGGUGUUGAUGGCUUCGACGGAGAACAGGGUGGUCAUGGAGUUCCAGGAUUGCCUGGAGAAAAAGGAAAUAGAGGAAAUCGGGGCUUGACGGGACUGCCAGGACAACCAGGAGAGCGUGGAGAGCCUGGGUUAAGGGGAGAUCCUGGGGAUCCUGGAACAAAUAGUUACAUCCAAGGCCCUAAGGGAGAAAAAGGAAGGCGUGGGCAUCAGGGACAUUCUAGUUUUGAUGGCUCUCAGGGGGAAACUGGAAAUGUUGGCCCUCAGGGAUCAAGAGGAAGACGAGGUUUGCCAGGGCUAAAGGGUGUGCUUGGAGAAUCUGGCGAACAAGGUUACCAAGGAGAGCUGGGGUCUCCAGGCUCACAGGGACUGAGAGGAAGGCAAGGAAUACCAGGAGCUUCUGGACAAAAAGGCUUCCUGGGUGCUCAGGGGAGUCCUGGGCUUCCAGGGCCAAAAGGUUCAAAAGGAAAAGCUGGACCAAGAGGAAUGAAGGGAGAGGUUGGUGAUACAGGAGAAAGAGGCCCACAGGGUCGACAAGGACCAAGAGGGCAGCCUGGUAUUCAUGGUUCCGAUGGGUAUGGACAUCCAGGAAGAAAAGGAACAAAGGGUGAACCCGGAUUUCCUGGCUAUCCUGGUGCACAAGGAGAAGAUGGUGACCCAGGCCACCAAGGAGAGAAGGGAGCAAAGGGAAUCAGAGGGAAGAGGGGUAAUUCUGGCUUUCCUGGAUUUGUUGGAAUUCCAGGUGACCAAGGCCCACCAGGAAAAAUGGGCAUCAAGGGUCCCAAAGGUUUGGUAGAUAUGACGCCUUGUGAAAUUGUUAAUCUCAUUCAAGAAAACUGCCCUUGUUCAAAAGGUGUUUCCAAAUGUCCAGCGUUCCCGACUGAAGUGGGCUUUGCCUUGGACAUGUCAAAUAACGUCUCCCAGUUAGAUUUUGAGAGGAUGAGAGACAUUUUAUUAUCUCUGUUGAUGAAGAUGGAAAUAAGUGAGAGUAACUGCCCAACAGGUGCCCGAGUGGCCAUUGUUUCCUACAACACCAAAACAGACUACCUGGUUCGUUUCUCAGACUACAUGGGGAAGCGUGCACUCCUGGAGGCUGUCAGGAAGAUCCCUCUGGAACGGUCAUCUGGCCAUAGGAAUCUGGGGGCCACGAUGAGGUUUAUGGCGAGACAUGUGUUUAAACGUGUGCGCUCGGGCCUUCUCAUGAGGAAGGUGGCUGUGUUCUUCCAGGCAGGCUCAGCCUAUGAUGCAGCUUCCAUCAGCACAGCUACCCUGGAGCUUGGGGCAGUGGGCAUCAUCCCUGUGGUCAUCACCUUCACAAAGGAGCACAACCUCCCAGAUGUCCUGCUGAUGGAUGAGACCAGCAGAUUGCACUUGUUCAUCUGGGAGAUGGAGUAUGAACAGGAUGUGGAGCACAUGGUUCGCUGUACUCUCUGCCACGACAAGUGCCGGCCAGCUCCAGAAUGCCGGCGGGAUGUGCCGGGGCCCCAGGCGCUGGACGUGGACUUGGCGUUCGUGGUGGACAGCUCCCAUGGCGUGAGCACCGACGUGUACCUUGGAGCUUUGAGUCUAGUGGACGCUGUGUUAGGCGACCUGGAGGUGGCUGCGCAGCCGGGAACAUCACACCAAGGAGCACGAGUGGCCCUGGUGACGCACACGACGCCAGGCUUCUGGCCUGGUGUGGGUCGCCCACCAGUGCGCCAGGGCUUCCACUUGACCUCUUAUGGUCACCGGGUGCAGAUGCAGAGACAUGUCCGCGAGGCAGCAGGCCACCCCCUCCAGGGAGCCCCUGCCCUGGGCCACGCCCUGGAGUGGACGCUGGAGAAGGUGCUCCUGGCAGCCCCACUGCCGCGGAAGGCACGGGUUCUCUUUGCCAUCGUGGCCAGUGAGACAAGCAGCUGGGACAGAGAGAAGCUAUGGACCCUGUCCCUGGAUGCCAAGUGCAAGGGCGUCACCCUGUUUAUGCUGGCCAUGGGCCCCGGUGUGGGGUCCAGUGAGCUGGGGGAGCUGGCCUAUGUGGCCAGUGCCCCCUCUGAGCAGCACCUACUUCACCUAGAGGGUGCCUCGGAGCCGGAGGUAGCCUACGCCCGGGGAUUCACACGGGCUUUCCUGACCCUCUUAAAAAGUGGAACAAACCAGUAUCCACCUCCAGAGCUCAUUGAAGAAUGUCAGGGUCUAACCCGUGGGGACACUCUGCUGCAAUCAAUCAUGCCUGUCAAAAGGUUAACCAACCACCAGUUUGGCAUGUCUGGGUUUGCUGGUGAUUUGGAAGCACUUAAAGCAACAAACAUUUUUCUAGAAGAGAAGAGAAAAGGCAUGACAACGUCUGUAACUCAGCAAGAAGCACUUGAAACUUAUGAAAAUAACAAAUAUGAUGCUGAAAAAAAUGAACAAGAAACACCAUUGAACCAGAAAGAAACUAGGAAAGAAAUAAAUUCAGGCCCUUGUCCCAUGGAUCCAAUGGAAGGCGAGUGCCAGGAUUAUACCCUGAAGUGGUACCACAACAAGGAAAACCAAGCUUGCCAGCAGUUCUGGUACGGUGGCUGUGGAGGCAAUGCCAACCGGUUUGAAACCAGGGAAGAAUGUGAGGCUCAGUGUGUCCCAAUAGCCCUGCAGAGUUAG